This is a messenger RNA of Penicillium maclennaniae, 2028 nucleotides long. RefSeq names its product putative sucrose transporter. The coding region runs from base 1 to 2028 and encodes 675 amino acids. The record is from RefSeq and is a predicted model, not a curated record. Lineage: Eukaryota; Fungi; Ascomycota; Eurotiomycetes; Eurotiales; Aspergillaceae. The transcript has 9 exons. Gene Ontology annotation, cellular component: membrane. Gene Ontology annotation, molecular function: sucrose:proton symporter activity.
AUGAACUGCGCUCAGGCCAAAUCUUUUUUCUUCCCCUUCUCCCUUCUCCAGAACCAGUUCGCUCGCGACAUAUCGUCCCAAGUCCCUCAAUUGAGUGUUUUACGACCUCUUAAACGCACGCAAACCCCCGAAUCCGAAACUCUCCUCACAUCCGGACCGCGAGUGCGCGCUACAAAGCAACACGGCCCCGGACCAUUUCUCAACAGCGCUCAACCUCGCGCAGAGACUCUGCGAGACGAUCAGUCCGGUUUCAAAGAGGGGAGGAUUUCGAAUAGUGCGCGAUUCGAAACGGCGCAAAGGCCUACGGGUCCCGAAAGCAGGAUGCCACAGGCUGCAAGAUGGGCGGGCUCGCCGUCUAUCAAGGGACGGUCCGAGUCAACGCGAAUGGCGUUGUUGACGUUUAGUCUUGUGGGGUUACAAUUUACAUGGGGCACGGAGAUGACAUAUUGCACGCCUUACCUUCUUCAGCUUGGGUUGACGAAAUCUAAGACUUCGUUGGUGUGGAUUGCGGGUCCGUUGUCUGGGUUGCUUAUACAGCCUCUUAUUGGUGUUAUUGCGGAUCGAUCGCGAUCGAAAUGGGGGAGGAGGAGGCCUUUCAUGAUCUUUGGGUCGCUUGUUGUGGCUUUUUGUCUAAUUGUCCUUGGCUGGACGGCUGAGAUUGUUGGAUUGUUUGUUCAGGAACCUGAGAAGGCUAAGAACGUCACAAUCGCAUUGGCGGUCUCCAGUAUAUAUGCUGUGGAUUUCUCUAUUAACGUCGUCCAAGCAUGCUGUCGGAGUUUGAUCGUGGAUACACUUCCAAUUCCACUGCAACAAGCUGGAUCUGCUUGGGCCGGUAGAAUGAGUGCCAUCGGCCAGCUCAUCAGCUAUGUGAUCGGCUCAAUUGACACCGUCCGCAUCUUUGGAACAUUUUUCGGUGACACGCAGUUUAAACAAAUGACUGUGAUCGCGGCAUUGUCCUUGGUCGGCGCUGUGGGUGUUACCUCGUAUUCUGUGAAGGAGCGUGUUCUGAUCACAGCGAGGGGCUCUGAUGGCAAAGCGGGUGCAUUUCAAGUGAUAUCCCAGCUGUUCCAAACUACACUAGAUCUGCCGCCCCGUAUCCAGGCUAUUUGCUGGGCUCAAUUCUGGGCAUGGAUCGGCUGGUUCCCUUUCCUCUUCUAUAGUACCACAUGGGUAGGCGAAACCUACUUCCGAUACGAAGUGCCCAAGGAGGAUUUGUCAAAGGCGACGGAUAUGCUUGGCGAAGUCGGUCGAGUUGGCAGCCUGUCGUUGACAGUAUUCUCGUCAAUUACCUUCCUAAGCUCCGUCCUGUUACCAUUCUGUAUACAAUCACCCGACACCAAGCGCACGCGCUUCACACCUCGACCACCACCCGGCGUGGCAGCGGCCCUGAAAGCCAUGACCGCAGUCCGACCCGACCUUCAAACAGCCUGGCUGAUCUCACAGAUCAUGUUCGCUGCGACCAUGAUCUUCGCACCACUAGCCCACUCCCGUGGGUUCGCAACCUUCCUCGUCGCAGUCUGCGGCAUUCCGUGGGCAAUCAGCGGCUGGGCCCCAUUCGCCUUUAUGGGCGUGGAAAUUAACAAACUCACAAUGAACACCAACGGUGCAACAGGAUCAACCACCCGCUCCGGCGUGACGAUGAUUACAUCCGCUAGCAUGCGCAGCUCAGCCGCGGAUACGGAAUUAGAAGUCCUCCGACUCAACCACCAUGACUCGGACGGCGACGACACAGAUGAAGAAGACCAGGCCUCCAAUAUCCCCUCCACGGGCGAGCUCGCUGGUAUCUACCUUGGUGUAUUGAAUGUUUACACCACACUUCCCCAGUUCGUCGGCACGUUUAUCAGCUGGAUCGUGUUCACCAUCCUCGAACCGGGCGCUGAGCCAAACACGGAAAGCGACGCGUCCGAUACGAAUUGGAUGAACCUGGACAAGGAUAAGCCCAACGCUAUCGCCGUUUGUCUUUUCAUCGGUGCCAUCAGUGCACUUGUGGCUGCUGAAGCGACGCGUCGGUUGCGGUAUGUUCGAUAA